Molecule: messenger RNA, 1422 nt
Organism: Cynara cardunculus var. scolymus (artichoke)
Lineage: Eukaryota; Viridiplantae; Streptophyta; Magnoliopsida; Asterales; Asteraceae
Product: E3 ubiquitin-protein ligase SINAT5-like
Exons: 3
Coding region: 134-1177 (347 amino acids)
Biological process (GO): multicellular organism development; ubiquitin-dependent protein catabolic process
Cellular component (GO): cytoplasm
Molecular function (GO): zinc ion binding; ubiquitin protein ligase activity; protein binding
Source: RefSeq, a predicted model, not a curated record
AAAAAGCACCUUCUCCUUCGCCCUCCCCUGGUUAUUGAUUCAUCGUCUUUAACCUAAUUGGGGAGGGAAAAGCUUUUUCAUUUUCUGGGCCAAUUUCACCAACAAUUCCAUUUCGAUCUUGUUUUUUGCCAUUAUGGAAAUCGAUAACAUCGAAUGUGUUUCGGUUUCGGAUGGAUUAAUUGAUGAUGCAAUCCCACACCAUAAUCACCAUCAUCAUCGUCCUCCUCAUCCUCAUCCUCAUCCUCAUCCUCAUCAAAACAAUCCUAAUCCCAAUCCUAAUCCUAAUCCUAAUCCUAAUCCUCAAUUUUCAUCUUCCAAAACUCAUAAUGUUAAUGUUGUUCCUUCGACGAUUCAUCCCACAACCAGUGUUCAUGAGCUUCUUGAAUGCCCUGUUUGUACCAAUUCAAUGUACCCUCCAAUUCAUCAGUGUCACAAUGGCCACACGCUUUGUUCCACUUGUAAGGCACGAGUUCACAACAGAUGUCCAACUUGUAGGCAAGAGCUUGGCGAUAUAAGGUGUCUUGCAUUGGAAAAAGUGGCUGAAUCGCUCGAGUUGCCCUGCAAAUACUGCUCCCUUGGAUGCCCCGGGAUCUUCCCAUACUAUAGCAAGCUGAAACAUGAAGCCGUUUGCAAUUUUAGGCCGUACAGCUGUCCGUAUGCGGGAUCAGAGUGCUCAGUUGUUGGGGAUAUCCCGUAUUUAGUUUCACAUUUGAGGGAUGAUCAUAAAGUAGAUAUGCACUCCGGAUGUACUUUCAAUCAUCGUUAUGUCAAGUCCAAUCCACGUGAAGUUGAAAAUGCCACAUGGAUGCUAACGGUCUUCAACUGCUUUGGGCAGUAUUUUUGUCUCCACUUUGAAGCGUUCCAGCUCAGCAUGGCGCCCGUCUACAUGGCGUUUCUCCGGUUCAUGGGUGACGAAAACGAUGCCCGUAACUACCGUUACAGCUUGGAGGUUGGCGGGAAUGGCAGAAAACUCAUCUGGGAGGGUACCCCUCGGAGCAUUAGAGAUGGUCACAGAAAGGUUAGGGACAGCCAUGAUGGUCUGAUAAUUCAGCGGAAUAUGGCUCUGUUUUUCUCAGGAGGAGAUAGGAAAGAAUUGAAGUUGAGAGUUACUGGUCGGAUUUGGAAAGAACCGCCCAACUCUGAUGGUAGUAAUGUAUGCAUUCCGAACCUUUGUUAGUUAACUCGUUUCCUUUUUUUGUGGGUCCUAACGACAUUUAUACGAUAAACGUCGUUUAAAAUGGGACCCACAAAUGCGCAACGAAAGAAAAAAAAAUGGUGAAUGGAGGCCUAAUUUUCAUAUUUGUGUGGGAGUUGUAUAGGGCAAUGAUACUACUACUAUUAGUGUAAGAAAUCUGUUUGCAAAGCAUAUGGAUUUGAACUCCCUCCCAUAUGAAGUUAUAGCAAUUUACCAUUUUUCCCCUA